CUCACUCAUUCAAACAACUUAUCACCCUCUCCAUCGCUUCCUCUACCAAAACCUCGUCUUCCUCCAACAACCCAAGUGGGCCCCUUACAUGGACUCCACCUCAGCCCGCCGCCACCUCAGCAAAGCCGUCGUCAUCAUGGGCCCCACUGGCUCCGGAAAGUCCAAACUCUCCGUUGACCUAGCUUCCACAUUUUUCAAGCCCUCCGAGAUUAUCAACUCCGAUAAGAUACAACUUUACAAAGGCCUCGAUAUCACAACCAACAAAAUCACGUUGCAUCAACAAAAAGGCGUCACUCAUCAUCUACUUGGUGCCAUUGACUCGUCCUACUGCGUCACUCCUUUCGAGUUUCGAUCCCUCGCUUCUCGUUAUGUAUCGGAUAUCAUUUCGAGACGAAAAUUGCCAUUUAUAGUCGGGGGCUCGAAUUCUCUCAUCUAUGCUCUACUUACCAAAAGGUUCGACCCGGACUCCGAGGUUUUUGACGGGUCAAGACCCGACCCGGUGUCCUCGGAGCUCCGCUACAACUGUUGUUUACUCUAUAUGGACGUGUCAUUACCGGUUUUGAACCAGUACUUAUCGAAACGAGUCGAUGAAAUGCUUGACUCGGGGAUGCUAGAGGAGUUACAAGAGUUUUACGAGUCGGGUGGGUUUGACUCGGUGAACCCUAACGGGUUAGGUCAGGCCAUAGGCAUACCCGAGUUAAAUAAAUAUUUUAGAUGUACAAAAAAGAUAAACUCCGAGGAUGACGUGGCGAGGAGAAUGUACGAGGAGGCCGUGCAACAAAUCAAGGACAACACGUGUCAACUAGCCAAGAGACAAGUCUGGAAGAUCCAACGGUUGAGGGAAGCGGGGUGGGACCUACACAGAAUCGACGCGACGGAGGCGUUCAAGGCGGCGCUAGGGCGGAGCAAGGCGAGGGUGGCGGAUAUAUGGGAGAGGCAAGUGGUGGAAACAAGCGUGAAAAUUGUGAGAGAGUUCUUGGAAGAGUAGGUUUUACAGCUAUUUACAGCUAAGCUGUAGAGCUCUCACUCUUUGUUACACUGUAAAUUUUAUUUUAUUUUUUGUUAUUUUUUCGUUAUUGUAAAAGUUGGUUGAUAUAUGCAAUUUAUGCGCGGUGUCAAUUUUGCAUGAGCAGAGGAUUAGAGCAUUCAUCUUGAGGUAAAUAUACGUUUACUUUCUCUUGUAUAUAUAGAGCUGGGUUUUUGACAGGUUUAUUUGUCUCCGGUAUAAAUUCAA
This is a messenger RNA of Daucus carota subsp. sativus, 1234 nucleotides long. RefSeq names its product adenylate isopentenyltransferase. The record is from RefSeq and is a predicted model, not a curated record. Gene Ontology annotation, biological process: tRNA modification. The coding region runs from base 89 to 988 and encodes 299 amino acids. NCBI's taxonomy places the organism in Eukaryota, Viridiplantae, Streptophyta, Magnoliopsida, Apiales, Apiaceae. Gene Ontology annotation, molecular function: tRNA dimethylallyltransferase activity; AMP dimethylallyltransferase activity. Gene Ontology annotation, cellular component: mitochondrion. The transcript has a single exon.